Molecule: messenger RNA, 3312 nt
Organism: Emiliania huxleyi CCMP1516
Lineage: Eukaryota; Haptophyta; Isochrysidales; Noelaerhabdaceae
Gene: TOR2
Product: putative target of rapamycin protein
Exons: 11
Coding region: 1-3312 (1103 amino acids)
Biological process (GO): negative regulation of macroautophagy; TOR signaling
Cellular component (GO): TORC2 complex; TORC1 complex; nucleus
Molecular function (GO): protein-containing complex binding; protein binding; protein serine/threonine kinase activity
Source: RefSeq, a predicted model, not a curated record
AUGGCGCGCUACGUCGCGGCGAUGCGGCCCGACACCGUCGAGACGGCCUUCUUCAAGGCGGUCAUGGCGACGCACGAUGCGCGGCUCAGCGAGGCGCGCGCCCACAUUAUCGCCGCGCAGCAGCUGCUGCAGUCCGAGCUGACGGCGCUGGUCGGCGAGUCGUACCACCGCGCCUACCGCGCGACGGUGCAAGUGCAGCAGCUCGCCGAGCUCGAGGAGAUCCUGCUCCACAAGGCCGACCCGGAGGCGAUGCCCCUCCCGCUCCUCCUCUCGGUCUGGCGUGGGCGGCUUCUGCAGGCAGAGCGCUCGGCCGACGUCUGGCAGGAGAUCCUCUCGGUGCGCGCCCUCGUCGCGCCGCCCGCGCGCGACCCGCAGACGUGGCUCAAGUUCUCAAACUUGUGCCGCAAGUCGGGCCGCGGCGCCCUCGGGCACAAGAUCCUCUCCGAGAUCCUCGGCGAGGACUGGGACGCCCACUGGGAGCGGAUGCCGCGCCAGGCGGCGCACGCCUCGGUGACGCAGCCGACCAGCCCCGACCACUCGCCCUCUACGACCGCCUCCUUCCUCGCGGGCGGCGCCGCCCUCCUGCGCUCCACCGGCGAGAUGACGGCGGGCGGCGGCCUGGGCGGCGGCUUGGGUGGCGACAGGGCGUAUGCCGGCGGGACGGUGGACGGCGCCCAGCGGCACGCGGGCACGUACGGCUACCUGAAGCAGAUGUGGGCCGACGGGUCGCGCGAAGAGGCCAUCGCGCGGCUGGCGACCUUUGCGCGCUACGAGGCGGCCGGCACCGCCUUCGCCGCAAAGGCGUGGCGCCGGCUUGGCGGCUGGCAGCGCGCGGUGGGCGAGGACCAGCCGUUCAGCGUGGAGCGGGCGGCGACGGUGCUGGCCUCGCUCGGCAACGCGACAGAUGCCUCGCCGCACAGCUACAAGGCGUGGCACGCCUGGGCGAUGGUGAGUUUCGAGGCGGUGCAGCAGCUGCCGCCGUCCGACGCGGCCGAGUUCGUGGACCUGCUGCGGUUGCUCACGCUCUGGUUCACGCACGGCCACCGCGCCGACGUCGAGGCGGCGGUGCAGGCGGGCUGCGACGACAUCUCGGCCGACUUGUGGCUGCUCGUCACGCCGCAGAUCAUCGCGCGCAUCCACGCGCCCAACCCGUUCGUGCGGCGCUCUGUCAACCGCCUCCUCGCAGAGGUUGCGCGCACGCACCCGCAGGGCCUCAUCUACCCGCUCACCGUCGCGUCCAAGUCGCUUCUCUUGCCGCGCCGCACGGCCGCGUUGCGCGUGCUCACCGAGGUGCGCAAGGCCAACGACACGCUCGUCGAGCAGGCGGCGCUCGUCUCGACGGAGCUCAUCCGCUGCUCGAUCCUGUGGCACGAGGUCUGGCACGCGGCGCUCGAGGAGGCGUCGCGCCUCUACUUCCAGGCGUCCGACGUCGACGGGAUGCUCGCCGCCCUCGCGCCGCUGCACGCGCAAAUCUCGCGCGGGCCGGUGACGACGGAGGAGAACGACUUCCUGCGCACCUACGGCGCGGAGCUGCGCGCGGCGCACGAGCACUGCGAGCGAUACCGGCUCGGCGGCCGCUCGCGGCAGGAGCUGCAGUCCGCGUGGGAGCUGUACUCGACGGUCUUUGGCUGGCUGACCAAGCAGAUCGGCCGGAUGACGUCCAUCGAGCUGGCGCACGCGUCGCCGCGGCUGCUGCAGGCAAGAGACCUCGAGCUCGCCGUGCCGGGCACGUACGAGGCGACGGCGCCCGUCGUGCGGAUCGGCUCGUUCGCGCGGUCGAUGUCUGUGAUCGGCUCCAAGCAGCGGCCGCGCAAGCUGAGCGUGUAUGGCGACGACGGCUCGCUGCACGACUUCCUGCUCAAGGGGCACGAGGACUUGCGGCAGGACGAGCGCGUCAUGCAGCUCUUCGGCCUCGUCAACGCGCUCCUCGCCUCGACCGACGAUGGCGCGCGCCUCGACCUCGGCAUCCAGCGGUACUCUGUCGUCCCGCUCUCGCCCAACUCCGGGCUCAUCUCGUGGGUGGCGGCCUGCGACACGCUGCACGCGCUCAUCAAGGCGUACCGCGACGGCCGCAAGGCGAUGCCGCUCAACGUCGAGCACCGGCUGAUGGCCUUCGAGCACGCCCUCGCGCAGACGCCGGGCGACGAUGUGGCGCGCGUGCUCUGGCUCUCGUCGAGCAACGCCGAGGACUGGCUGCUCCGCCGCACAAACUACACGCGUUCACUCGCCGUCAUGUCCAUGGUUGGCUACAUCCUCGGGCUCGGCGACCGGCACCCCUCCAACGUGAUGCUCGACCGGCUCACUUCCAAGAUCCUGCACGCCGACUCUGGCGCCUGCUUCGAGGUGCGUGAACGGCGCCUACUCACGCCGCCGGCUGCGAGUAGGCACAUCGAUUUUGGCGACUGCUUUGAGGUUGCUGUCCAGCGCGAAAAGUUCCCGGAGAAGAUCCCGUUCCGCCUCACGCGAAUGCUGGUCGCCGCGAUGGAGGUGUCGGGCGUCGAGGGCACCUUCUGCUCGGCGUCCGGAGGCAUGCGCGGGACACGCACCUUCCGCGCGACCUGCAUCGCCGCGAUGGGCGUGCUGCGCCGCAACAAGGACUCGGCGUUCGUGCACGACCCGCUCAUCAACUGGCGGCUGCUCAUUCGGCAGGCCGUGCAGCACGAGGCGCUCGAAGAGGCGCCGACCUCGGGGGGCGCGUCCCCGCAGGCGGACCCACCCCCCGACCAGCAAGCCCUCCUGCGGACCGUCUCGGAAUCCUCUCGGAGCUUUCCCACACAGGCGGGCCGACCCACCGAGCGGCGCCGCUCGCCGCUCGGAGCGCGCGCGGGCGGUGCGACGUCGCCGUUCGGCUCGCGAGCCAGUGCGAGUGCGGAGGCGCCGCGCCGCAGCGGCGGGCCGGUGAUGCGCGUGGGCUCGCUUCGCCGGUCGGUCGUGCUGACGACCACCUCAGACCGGCUGCAGCAGCGGCAUCGCGAGCGUGCGAGAUCGUCCGGGCUCGGCGAAGGCAUCGCCACCAUCGAGCUCGAGUCGUCCGACCCGGCGCUCUCGCACCAGCCAAUCUCGCGCUCGGUCGUCUCGGUGGCGACGAUGAUGCACGAGUCGAUUGCGCACGACGGCGGCGGCAACCAGGACGAGGACGCCCUCAACGCGCGCGCGCGCGCUGUGCUGCGGCGGGUGCGCGACAAGCUGGUCGGCGAGGAUUUCGCGCCGGAGCCGCUCAACGUGCCGACGCAGGUCGAGCGCCUCAUCGCCGAGGCGCGCUCCAACUCCAACCUGUGCCAGCUGUACGUCGGGUGGUGCGCUUUUUGGUGA